CUUCACUUGCAUCUGUUGCAUUGAACAAUGGCAGCCGCAGCAUUCACUGCAGUUUACGAUUACCUCGUCAUUGGCGGCGGCUCUGGCGGCAUUGCCUCUGCCCGUCGCGCUGCCCUCCACGGCGCCAAGACCGCCCUCGUCGAGUACCAACGCCUCGGUGGCACAUGCGUCAAUGUUGGAUGCGUGCCCAAGAAGGUCAUGUGGAACACGGCCUCGAUGGCUGAGGCGCUGCACGACGCACCAGACUAUGGGUUUGAUGUUACAGUCAAAGGAUUCUCGUGGAGCUCGAUCAGGACCAAGCGCGACGAGUACAUCAAGCGCCUCAACGGCAUCUACCAAGGCAAUCUCGAACGUGACAAGAUUGACAUCCUUCGUGGCCGUGCUCGCUUCGUCGGACCAAAGCAAGUGUCCGUGGACGGAAAAAUCUACUCCGCCAAGCACAUUCUGAUUGCAACGGGAAGCUACGCAAAGCUGCCCGACGUUCCCGGAGCACACCACGGCAUCACAAGCGAUGGCUUCUUCGAGCUCAACGAGCAACCCAAGAAGGUGGCCGUCGUCGGCGCUGGAUACAUUGCCGUCGAGUUGGCUGGAAUCUUCAGGGCACUUGGUUCGGAAGUAUCGCUGCUUGUGCGCCAUGACGGCGUGCUGCGCAAGUUUGACUCGAUGCUCCACAAGGGCGUCGAGGAGGAGCUGACUGCCUCGGGCGUCAAUCUGCUCCUGAACACGCACGUGUCAUCUGUCACCAAGGACGACAGUGGACACCUCUCGCUUGCGCUGACCAAUGGCACAACGCAGUCUGGAUUCGACUGCCUUGUCUGGGCAAUCGGUCGCUCCCCCACCAUCGAGGACUUGGAUCUGGAGAAGACCGGCGUGUCCCUGGACAAGGACGGCCUGAUCAAGGUGGACGAAUUCCAAAACACCACCCACGAGGGCAUCCACGCCGUCGGCGAUGUCGCGUCGCACUGGCAACUGACCCCCGUUGCGAUUGCUGCGGGCCGUCGCCUCAGCGAGCGCCUGUUUGCCGGCAAGACGGACCUCAAGCUCGAGUACGAGAACAUUGCAUCGGUAGUGUUCAGCCACCCGGCUUUGGGCACUGUUGGUCUGAGCGAGGAAGACGCAAUUGCCAAACACGGCAAGGACAACCUCAAGAUUUACUCGGCCACCUUCACCAACAUGUAUCACUCGAUGACAACCCGCAAGACAAAGACUCGCGUCAAGCUCGUCUGCCUUGGCAAGGAGGAGAAGGUCAUCGGCGUCCACGUGAUUGGCAUCGGUGCUGACGAGAUGAUCCAAGGCUUUGCUGUCGCCGUGAAGAUGGGUGCUACCAAAGCGCAGUUUGACGACACUGUGGCCAUCCAUCCUACAGCCUCCGAGGAGCUCGUGACCCUUCGUUAACUGAGUGCAAAGCUGUCGCGCUUAAACAAACCAUGUGUUUUGUGAUGCAAUAAAAAUAGUACCAAACAAAAAAAAAACGUGUUGGAUUGGAAAUACAACAAUAGCAUGA
Messenger RNA from Capsaspora owczarzaki ATCC 30864, 1504 nucleotides. Its product is annotated as glutathione reductase. The record is from RefSeq and is a predicted model, not a curated record. Gene Ontology annotation, molecular function: NADP binding; flavin adenine dinucleotide binding; glutathione-disulfide reductase (NADPH) activity. NCBI's taxonomy places the organism in Eukaryota, Filasterea, Ministeriida, Capsasporidae. The coding region runs from base 28 to 1395 and encodes 455 amino acids. Gene Ontology annotation, cellular component: cytosol; mitochondrion. Gene Ontology annotation, biological process: cellular response to oxidative stress; glutathione metabolic process; cell redox homeostasis. The transcript has 6 exons.